CCGCUAACCUGAUAGGACCGGGUUUUAAUCCUUAUUUAAUUAAUAUUUUUUCAGAAAAUCCCUUUGGAAAAAGUGGCUGGACUCUUCCUCGCCGCCGCCUCUUCCAGCAGGAGUGCAUUUAUUCUAACAGUGAGAUCAGACACAGUACAAUCAUGGACUCAACCCGGGGAUUUAAAUGCUUUGACACGCUGGAUUGCACUGCUGCACAGUAAGGAUGGAUAGAAAAUAAGAAGAACGCCAAAAAACGAAUCAGGUAGCGGUGCUGCAGCAGAAGGAUGCCGCUGGUGAAGCGCACCAUUGAGCCCAGGCACCUGUGCCACACAGUGCUGCCAAGGAACAUCAAGAAUGAGCUGGAGUGUGUGACUAACAUCUCCUUGGCCAACGUCAUCCGCCAGCUCAGCAGCCUCAGUAAAUAUGCAGAAGACUUGUUUGGAGAGCUGUUCAAUGAGGCCCACUCCUUCUCUUUCCGGGUCAACUCUCUACAGGAGCGUGUGGACCGCCUCUCCAUCAGCGUCACACAGCUGGACCCCAAAGAAGAAGAAUUGUCUCUUCAGGACAUUACCAUGAGAAAGGCUUUCAGGAGUUCCACUAUUCAGGACCAGCAGCUUUUCGACCGCACGUCGCUGCCCGUCCCGAUGCAGGAGACCUUUCAGACCUGUGAACAGCCGCCGCCCCUCAACAUCCUCACACCCUACAGGGAUGACGGGAAGGAAGGUCUCAAGUUCUACACCAAUCCGUCCUACUUUUUCGAUCUGUGGAGGGAAAAAAUGCUGCAGGACACAGAGGACAAGAGGAAGGAGAGGCGGAAACAGAAGCUGGAAAUACCUUAUCUCAUGUGUCCUAAGGGCUUUAUAAGAGUCCUAUCUGAAACCCCUCCUCCUUUCCUCUCUCCCCCAGAGUUGCAGGAUCCCCGCAUGUAUGAUCAGGUCUAUAGGUACUUAGACCUUCCAGGGCAGCUGAAGGCGAUAGACCGCCCACCAGAGCCAGAGAAGGUCCCGCGGGCCCCCCACGACCGGAAAAAGGAGUGGCAGAAAUUGGCGCUGGGCGCAGAGUUGGCCCAGGACAUACCCGAAGACAAACACAGGGAGGCCAACGGCUCAGCAGGUUACCACGACAACAGGGCUCCCUUGUACAUGGAACAUUUGGAUGGACCCUUCUCGCUGGCGGCGCUGCCCUACAGCCAGAUGAACGAGCUGCUGAAUCGUACAGGAGACAGAAUGUAUUCGCGGCCCAACGACCCUCCACCGCCACCACCUCCGGUUCACCCUCUGGGAGAGAUCAAGCCUCCUUCUGUGAUCAGCUCCAGUUCAGGUUUUUCCGACAGCAGACCCCAGUCUCCAGCACGGACAGCAGGCCUCAACUCCAACACCCCCCCUCCUCCACCUCCUCCUCUCCCCCCUCCACCUCCUCCUUUACCCUCUGCAGGCCUUCGGGGCACCCCUCCUCCCCCCAUUCCUCCACUCCCAGUCCAGCAGAAGCCCCCGGCUAUCCCGCCUGCCCCCGCCCCUCUACAGAUCGCCCCGGGGGUACUCCACCCGGCCCCUCCACCCGUGGCGCCUCCUCUCCACUCCUCCUCCCCAGCCCGUCUCCAGCAGGUCCUGGACAAGGGCCCACAUAUGGGCUCUUCAACCCAGUCAGACGGUACCAUCCUGCCCCCGCCCCCUCCACCCCCUCCUCUGCCUCUCCCCGGAGCACGGAGUUCGUCGCCCUGUCCGUCAGGCCCCCCACCUGUGCCGGCCUUCCCUUCAGCAGGAGCCAUGGCCUCCCCACAGCUCCACGCCACAUCCCACGAUAUGGGCAAGAGGCACCAUCCUGCCAACCUGCCCCCCAUCAGCGAUGCACGCAGUGUGCUGUUGGAAGCCAUCAGAAAAGGUAUUCAGCUCCGAAAAGUGGAGGAGCAGCGAGAACAAGAGGCGAAGCACGAGCGCGUGGGCAACGAUGUGGCCACCAUCCUUUCCCGCCGCAUCGCCGUGGAGUACUCCGACUCAGAGGACGAGUCUGAGUUUGACGAAGGAGACUGGAUGGAGUGACGAUGACGACGAUGAAGAUGAAGAUGAAGAUGCGGCGGUGGCAGCGGAGGACAAACGUGUUGGGGUGUUCCCAAAGCCCUCAGCAUCACGAGUCCUUUCUACUCCGGAGAGAAGUGAAACAUGGUCGUCGUGCACUUUUCCUUCCUCUGUCGAGCUUUUUUUAAUCUCAUCAUAUCUGUCUCGCUGUGGUUUGUGUUCAGAGGAGAAUCUCCACGUAGCCCUCAUCGGUCUUUCUAGUGUUUCCUGAAGAAGUUUUUGAGUUUGUUCUUCUCUGCACUACCACACAACUUUGUUUCAGCCGGAUUUCUUGUAACGAAAUCCCUCAUGUUUACUAUUGUUAUACACGAAGAUUAAUUUUUUUCGAGGACCCACUUGUUUUUGUUUCUUAUCUGUAUGUCGGUGUUAAAAAAAAAAAAAAAAAAAAAAAAAAAAAAGGAAAAUUGAAGGCAUGUUGCAACUUUCCUUAGUUCUCAGCACAGUUUUGCCACCUGGUGGUCGAACAUGGCAUUAAAAGAAUGCUGUUUUAAUUUCCUUUUUUUUUUUCUGCUGAAACAUUCGGUUUCGACGGGGCCAGUACGUUGCAGAUACUGACCACUUCAUGAACGCUCCAGCUGUGAUUUCACUUCGCUGGGUUUUUAUUUUUCGCUCUUGUUAUCAGGACUGACUUCACCACUAAAAAGAAACAUGCAAACGAUUGUGUUGGUAUGCUCUGUGAUGAUUGUUGUAUGGUUGAAAAAUGAAGAAGGAGGAAGCAUAUGGCUGCUCUGGCCAUAUCUAUGUGCAUAUUCAUCCUCUUCCAUCUAUUUACCAGGGAAAUAUAUGCCGAGAGAUUGAGCUUUUUUGUCCGUUUUUCGGGUCUUGUGAUUUUUUCCUAAGGAGUCAGGUACAGUAUGCUCAUGCUUGACAUUGGUAUAUGUCAAAGAGCAACACUGAGCCAUUGUUUUCUAGUGUAUUGAGCUCCCAUCGUUUCAUUACGUUCGCCACACAAACUGACUUGGGAAGUGAUGAGAUCCUGUAGAUAGAAAAUCAGAUUUCCUGCCUCUUUUAUCGUCCCAGAUGAAUAUUCAGUGUGCCGAGGGAAGCGACCGGAUAUAAUGAGUCUGACCAUCAGCAGGUACAAACCACUCACCACCACUGAAGGCAGCUUUCCUCAUCCCCAUCCCCCCCACCAUCCCCUCGGAUCCCCCCUUUUACUGUGUACCUGCCCACUAACGAGAAGCCUUACCUCGUUUGGUUCUUCUGCAGCAACUGUUACUCAAAAGAAUAUGUUUAGCUCAAUACUGCCUUUUGAGGCUUAAAAAAAGAAAAAAAAAAGAGAAGGAUACAUUAUUAUGCCUUGUUUUUGGCUCAUUUCGGAGAAAAUGUCUGCCAUCCUUUUGCGUUUGUUUGUUCGUUUGUUCUUUCUUCUACUUGCCUUAUUGUUCGUACAAAACUUAUCGUUGAGUUGAUGAAUGUAUUGUGCCGUUACUACUUACUUGCCUGCGCUUGUAUGGAUUUGCUGUUUCUAUGUUCGGGGAAAGAAAAAGGGAUCUGGGACAGAAACCCUGGUUUAAAAAAAAAAAAAAAAAAAA
Sphaeramia orbicularis (orbiculate cardinalfish) is the source of this 3601-nucleotide messenger RNA. It is a transcript of the gene wasf1, whose product is annotated as WASP family member 1. The coding region runs from base 276 to 2030 and encodes 584 amino acids. Gene Ontology annotation, molecular function: protein kinase A regulatory subunit binding; Arp2/3 complex binding; actin binding. The record is from RefSeq and is a predicted model, not a curated record. Gene Ontology annotation, biological process: actin cytoskeleton organization; positive regulation of Arp2/3 complex-mediated actin nucleation. Lineage: Eukaryota; Metazoa; Chordata; Actinopteri; Kurtiformes; Apogonidae. The transcript has 11 exons. Gene Ontology annotation, cellular component: cytoskeleton; lamellipodium; SCAR complex.